This is a messenger RNA of Diachasma alloeum, 3611 nucleotides long. Its product is annotated as protein SMG7. Gene Ontology annotation, biological process: nuclear-transcribed mRNA catabolic process, nonsense-mediated decay. The transcript is spliced from 3 exons. Bases 140 to 3070 code for a protein of 976 amino acids. The record is from RefSeq and is a predicted model, not a curated record. Gene Ontology annotation, molecular function: telomeric repeat DNA binding; protein binding; telomerase RNA binding. NCBI's taxonomy places the organism in Eukaryota, Metazoa, Arthropoda, Insecta, Hymenoptera, Braconidae. Gene Ontology annotation, cellular component: telomerase holoenzyme complex.
UCGUACAAACGACCCCCCUCCCCCCCAUUCGGAUGUGUCGGAUGUGAGGUUUUUUUUAUCAAAAGUUUUUAUGAAUUCAACAUAAAUAAAUAUGUGACAGGGAGGAAGGAACCUGUAAUAAGCGGGGGUUACGCGGAAUAUGGGCCUAAACGCCGCUGUCCAAGCGCUGAAGAAAGCUGAACCUCUGAAGGACAAGGUUCAACGUUGCAAGGAUCUCCUGACCGACAAUGAUGCCUGGGUGUGCCAGCAGCAACUCCAGAAGAUCUACCAGCAAGUCCUGAUCCUGGACCUGGAGUAUGCCCUUGACAAAAAAGUCGAGCAGGAACUCUGGAACUUGGGCUUCAAGAACUACAUCGUCCUCCUCCAGAGCCAAGCAAAGGACCGUAAAAAUCCAAAACGUUCCGAGUCCCAAGCGAUGCUGAGCUGGUACCUAGAGGCAGCCUCUGGUUUCUACCUGACUCUCCUCCAGGAGAUCUGCACAGCAUUCGACCUGGACCUGCCAUUUCGUCGCAAGGGCUACAUAUACGGUUGCAUAUCCCCGUGGAAGGCAAUCGAGAACCUCUCGACCCCCCACAAAUCCUCGUGUUUCUACGCCUGUCAGUACUGCCUGGUGCACCUGGGUGACAUUGCCAGAUACAGAAAUCAAAAUCGUCAGGCUGAAUUGUUCUACAGGCAUGCUGUCUCCUUAUCACCCUCCAGUGGACAGCCCUACAAUCAAUUGGCACUGCUCGAGGCCUCCAGGGGUGACAAACUGGGAACAGUAUUUCAUUAUGUUCGUUCAGUGGCUGUUAAACAUCCAUUCCCAGUGGCCACUUCAAACCUAGCAAAGACACUCACCUCAGCACUCAACGAUCACUCAUUCAACACCAGUGGCAAGACUAAACUCAAUUCUCAGGAGUACACCUGUCUUUUUCUCAAGCUACAUGGCAUUCUUCACACCCUUGGCGACCUCCAGCAGGCAAAAAAUUACGUUAAAAACCUGUCUGAGACGCUGACAGCUCUCGUCGCCACGGAGAGCUUCACCUCCUGGAGAUUGAUCCAAAUGUUGAUUAUUAAUAUGUACUCUUUGCAUCAUACGGCUGGUCACACCUUGGAGAAUCACAUGGAUCUGAUGAAAGUGGAUCAAUUAUCCUCUGACGAACAAACAGCCAGAAACUGCAUUCUCGAUUUGAUCGCAGCCAGUCUCUCGGCACUUUUGCUGCCAGUUUAUACUCUCAAAAAUUCUUACGUCGAUUACUUCGCUUUGCCGAGUAUCAAAUUACUUCUGGAGUGGAUCUGCCAGCAGCCCAUGAUCCUCGAGGACCCAGCAUUCUCGUCGAGACUCCAGAUCUGGCCGAGUUUGUGUGUUUUGUUGAAUGGAUUGCAGGGGGGAAUCAGUGAUUUUGAUGGAGAGGGCUUGAGCAAGACUCCACUACCUGAGGACAGGGAUCUCCAGGGGUUCCUCCCCCUGGAGAAGACCUUCGAAUCACUGAGAUUUUGUAACAACGACCUGGAGGGCGACACCAUCUCCAUAAAUAAACUGAGAUCAGUCAGGAUUAUCAAUCUGGGAAAACAUCUCGCCCAGUGUCAGGUUAAUGGUAGAACUCUGCUGAAUGUCGCCUGUUCAGAGAACAAUCUAAUCAAAUUCACCUGCAUGUCCGAGGUCUCUGGGCCCAGUAACGAGCUCAUGAAGGAGCUGGAGGAGUUGAGUUUGAACAAAGAGAGGCAGAUUAUCUUCACUGCGAGUCCUGUUCCCUCGGACUCUGCCAGCAGCAAAGGUUCGUCUGAAGCUGAGAUCACAGAGCAAUCCUCAUUCGAGAAGAAAGUCGGCAUUUUGAAGGCUCAAGGGUCUCUCGAGAGAAAUCGAGAUGUCUCCAACUCGUUAAAUCCAGAGGUUCAGAGUAACUUCAUCGAGAUGAAUGGAGCUGCCCUCACCAGGAAGACUCGACAGAACAUCGCGAUGCAGGCGAUCAUGAGGAGAGUUGAGAACGAGCAGAAACAGGUGACCUUCAAGAAUGUGUCUCCAAUGAGUGUUGAGGAGAUUGAUGUCAAGAAGAAUCAGCCCUCGGAGCCUGAUCACUUCAACAGCAUGAAGUCAUUUGCGACCCCCAUGGCUGUGAGGAAUCAACAGACGAUGGCAUUGCCACCGGUGCCAAUGCCUCCACUGGAUAAUUAUCAGCUCCAAGGUCAGUGUUUUCAGAAUGACCAGAAGCCCCUUCAACCCCAGUUUCGAUCCUCUGACUUCGUCAGUCCAGGCCAGUACGACAAGAACUUUGGCUUCAACGUGAUGCCACAUGUACCUCAAUUCCCUCAGAGGCAAUUCAGCAUGCAGCAGGUGGUUCCCAACAUCCAAGCCCCACUGGCCAAGCCAUCUCCGAGUAACAUGCCCCACCCCAACAUGAUGAUGAACCUGCAGGUGCACCCGCAGGAGAUGCCACACCCAGGAUUUUUCGAGAGAAAUCAUCAGCAGAGCAUUCCCAUGGGAAUGGACGUAACCCUGGGGAAUUAUCAUAAGCCAAUCGCUUCGGGGAAGGCUUUCCAGGUGGAGGUGCCUUACUUCAAGCCAGGGGGACAGCUGGGGGCUCUGGAGCAGAUGGGACAAUUCAACAAAAUUCCGAGUAAAUCCAUCCCAAGUCAUGAGCCUGCUGCUCUGCCCCAGCAUAAUUACCAAAUGUACAGGAAUCACGAGCUGGAGUACAAUCCCUGGAAGGACCCCCAGCCCCCACCGCCCCCAGUCUCCUGGUGGGGCAGUGCUGACAGGGAUAAACCAGAAAGGGACGCCUUCCAGAGCUGGGUGAACCCUCCAGUCACUAGGAGCCAGUUACCAAUGGCUGACAACUACUAUCAGAAGACUCAGAUGGAGGAGAACAGGGGCUGUGAGGUAGAUCAGAUGAAGAGAGCCCUCAACACUCCCAACACAUACUCGUUGUUCAGUGAAAACUCCUGGGGAACAGGCGUUCAAAACUCCAGCGUUGCUGUUGAUCAACUCAAGCCUCGAUUGACACAGCAGUCCCUGUGGUCUGGCCCAGGCCCAUCACCUCUGGAGCGCCUCCUCGAGCAGCAGAAAUCACUGCGCGAAGGUGGCACCUGAAGGAAACUGGGAUAUAUCCUGAGGAUACUGGGUUAUAAAGUUUAAAAAAAAAACAAUAAUAAGAUGAAAAAAAAACAUUAUCACUAAAACUUCUGAUUCUAUUAAUUAAAAAUUAACGCCCAUAGCUAGGCAGUGGAGAGACGUGGCGAGAAGGAAUAGGGAGAGAGACAAAAUUAUAAUUACGUAAUUAAUGGGUGUUGAUGAUUUAGAGGACGAAACGGUGACGAGAUAAAACGGUUUAAAAAAAAACAUAAUCUGGACGUAGGAUUGGAUUGAGGAGUUAUUCUGAUUUCUUUUUCAACAAAUGUUAACGUGAAACGUAAUGACAUGCGACGAGCUCCAGGCAUGCUAAUCUGGGAGGUAAAAACACCAUGAAUUGUGCGAAUAUAGUGAUAACUGGAGAAAGUGCACUUGAUAAAUUCCUCAUCAUCUCAAUGCACAAGUCCUUUUGAGUUCAGUCGAGGCUGCUUGAAAAUAAAUCGAAUGAAAAAUCAGUGGUGAAAAUGUAUAGGUGAGGCGAAUAAAGGAAAAAAAAAAAAAA